AUGGAACUAGAACUGAAAAAAGCUAAAACUGUGACAUUCUGUACAUUCGACUUGGACAAAGAUGAGGAUACUGUAAAGGAAAAACGGAAAUCUAUUGAAAUUGAAAACUCCAAAACUAAUAAAGAAAUGUUUGAAAAACAAAAAGAGCAAGAAGCUAAGUCGAAUGAGAAACGAAAGCAAGGAGAACUUAAAGACGCACAGCUAAUGAAGCGUCUUCUGGAACUUGAAGAUGAGGCCGCGACCAAAAUGAAACUUCUAGAAAGACAAGCUCUGGAACAGUGUGCAGCUGAAUACAAAAAGACAAAAGACGAGCUGGCUAAAUGGGAAGCAGAAUAUCUUGCUAAGAUAGAAGCUUGUCGGAGGGACCAGGAACAACUGAACUGUGAAAUCAAGAAAGUCAAUCAACAGAUUUACAAAGAACAUCAAGAUACAGAAAUAAUGAAAAUUAACUACAAUACAACAAAACAACUUCAAUUAGAACAAAAGAAACAAUUCGAUGAUUUUAUCGAAAAAUAUAACAAGAAAGGAGAACACAGAGCUGCUAAAAGGGAACGCAGAAAUAAAGAGAAGACUAAACAAGAUCGGAAGAACAACAAGACUAUAGCUGAGUUCAACAAAUCUAUGGCAGAAGCUGCGAAUCAAAGGAAGGGCAUCAACAAGUGCUACUGCGACCGACAAUGUUACAUAGCCAAGUGUGAAAAACCACGCAUUACGAAGAAAGCUGCAAAAGAAACUGUUGAGCCGCCGGUCAAAGCAGCCGCAACGUCUCCAUACUUCCAACCACAACACAGGCUGAUAGCAGAGCUAAGACGUCGCGAAAAGGAACCGAGUCCAUGGUCCGGCUCAGAUACCUUAGACUUGCAGUUCUUUAAGAAUGCGGAAAGAACUUUAAGCGAGUGCAAAAACAAAAUACCUGCGAGAAGAGUUAUUGAUGAAUACAGAAAAUCCAACGGAUUGAAUAGGAGCCUGAAUAACAAUUGA
This is a messenger RNA of Spodoptera exigua (beet armyworm), 981 nucleotides long. The record is from the annotation of a GenBank genome assembly. NCBI's taxonomy places the organism in Eukaryota, Metazoa, Arthropoda, Insecta, Lepidoptera, Noctuidae.